AUGGCCCCAAUCACCAAGACCCUCGCCCUUGCUGGCGCUCUCUUUGCCUUCUCUGGCUUCGCCGCUCCCAUUGAGAAGCGUGCUGUUGUGUGGGAAACUGUCACCGACGUGGUCUGGACCACCGUCGAUGUUACCACCACUCUCUACCCCCAGGAGCUUAUUGCUACUGCGACUGCCACUGUCGUUCCUGUGACCACCUCCGCCGCCGUUGAGACUACCGCCGUCCACGCAGCCAAGACCGAAGAAAUUGUCCAGCCCACCACCAGCUCCACCAGCACUAGCUCUAGCACCACUGUUGCCGCUGCUCCCGUGACCACCGAGCAAGCCGCCACCACCGCUGCCCCCGCUGUCGUUGCCGCCGCCGUCGAGCCUGCCACCACCAGCUCCAGCUCCACUUCCACCUAUGUCGCUCCCGUUGUCGAGCGUACCACUUCCUCCGAGGCCACUUCCACCACCUCGGCUGCUCCCGCUGCGACCACUUCUGCUUCCACCACCUCUUCCGAUGGUUACUCCGGCACUUGCGAUGAGGGCUCCCCCUGCACCGGUGACUUGACCUACUACGACACUGCCACCUCUUCCAGCAACCCCAGUGCCUGUGGAACCACCAACGAUGGCCUGACCGAGCUUGUCUUGGCUCUCCCUGUCGGCGUCAUGGUCGACUCCGACUGCGGCAAGUCCGUGACCAUCACCUACAACGGUGUCACCAAGACCGGCACCGUCGUCGACAAGUGCAUGGGCUGCGACGAUGGCUCCGUCGAUCUGUCGCGGGCUUUCUUCGAGGCCUUUGACUCUCUCUCCGCUGGCCGUAUUUCUGGCGCUACCUGGUACAUCAACUAA
Penicillium verhagenii is the source of this 837-nucleotide messenger RNA. Its product is annotated as RlpA-like double-psi beta-barrel domain-containing protein. The record is from RefSeq and is a predicted model, not a curated record. NCBI's taxonomy places the organism in Eukaryota, Fungi, Ascomycota, Eurotiomycetes, Eurotiales, Aspergillaceae. The transcript has a single exon. The coding region runs from base 1 to 837 and encodes 278 amino acids.